CACACACACACACACACACACGCACGUGUCGAGUUCAGCUCGUAGCGCUGUGAUUAUUUGCAGCAGUGUUCCUGUGUGUGUGUGUGAUCCUGAGCGUGAGUGUGUGUGUGUGUGUUCCUCCGCAGUGACAUUAUUCUCAGACUGACAGAUGGCGUGAAGCAGACGGGCGGAAAGUAGGACAGCGGAUCCGGUGUUUACGGUGACCGGGCGCGCGUGUUUACAUAGUGUGUUUAUCGCGUCGCGAUGGUGGAUAACCGGCACGCCACAGCGCUGGUGAUCGCCGCGGUGCUCAGCCUGCUGGCGGCCGUGUAUGUGUCGGUGUCGAUCGGUUCCCCGCACUGGUACCGGUACUGCAGCCCUCCGGUUCGCGCGGAGCCCAACGCCACCGAGCUGCGCGCGCUGCAGGAGGAGUUUCUGGACGGAGAUUUCGACGAGAAAACCGCGAGCGACGCGCUGUUCCGCAUGAACGGGACCGUCGGGCUGUGGUGGCGGUGCGUGCAGACGCCCACUGACGCGCACUGGUACCGGGAGCCCGACCCGCAGAUGGUGAUGGAGUGUGUGAGCUUCUCCCUCUCUCAGCAGUUCACACCCAAAUACAGAGAGCCGGGAAACCACAACAGCGGAGAGGACAUGAUCCGGACCUACCUGUGGCGCUGUCAGCUCCUCCUGCCGCUGGCUGCUCUCCUUCUGGUCCUGUUCUCGGCUCUGCUGGGCUUCUGCGCAUGUGUGUGUGGGAGUGUGACGCCGGCGCUGUUCAUUGGGCUGCUGCAUCUGCUGGCAGGUCUGUGUUCUCUGGCCACCGUCUGCUGUUUCCUGGCUGGGACGGAUCUGCUGCACCGUGUGUCGGUGCUGCCGGACCGUGUGGACGCGGCGCUGGGCUGGGCGCUGUACCUGAUGCUGAUGGCGGCGCCGCUGCUGAUGAUGGCGGCGGCACUGAUGGUGUGGGCAGCGCGCAGCCACGGGCAGAACUACGCUCGCAUGACGGCGUACAGGGUCGCUUAGAGGACUCACACACACACUCACACACACACACACACACACACACACUCACAGUCCUGUGUCCCGGUGUGUUCUCCUCAGCGCUGCACUGAUGUUCUGCUGUACUGACGGUGUUCUCGCCCUCCUCCACCCUCACAGGACUCAAUCUGCUAACUCAUGCUCAUGUUGACUCUGAGGAGGGUCCACAGUGACUCAAGCCCCCCCGAGUCUGUGUGUGUUCCAGUUUAAGUCCCCACUGGGAUGUAAAAACAAGUAUGGACAGACACAAACAGUGUCACUUAUAAAAGGGUGUGUGUGUGUGUGUGUGUGUGUUUGUGUGUGUGUGUGUGUGUGUGUGUGUGUGCUGUAGUGGUGACGCAUGCGCAACUUUAAUUUAUUAACUAUUUAUUACCAUCAUCUGUAUUUAUCUGUGUACAGUGAAUUAACAGUGCAGUGUGUGUGUGUGUGUGUGUGUGUGUGUGUGUGUGUGUGUGUGUGUGUGUGUGUGUGAUGUCAAUUAUUCUGGUAAUAGAGGAUCAGGUGCAGUGCAUUGUGGGAAACAUCAUUUAUUAGCAUAUCUGCAUUUUCAUACACAUGUCGCAUAAUCAUCGUUGUCAUGGUAAUAAACUCCUCUUCCUCUGG
This is a messenger RNA of Danio rerio (zebrafish), 1620 nucleotides long. RefSeq names its product claudin domain containing 1a (gene cldnd1a). The record is from RefSeq and is marked provisional. NCBI's taxonomy places the organism in Eukaryota, Metazoa, Chordata, Actinopteri, Cypriniformes, Danionidae. Gene Ontology annotation, cellular component: membrane.